Molecule: messenger RNA, 850 nt
Organism: Asparagus officinalis (garden asparagus)
Lineage: Eukaryota; Viridiplantae; Streptophyta; Magnoliopsida; Asparagales; Asparagaceae
Product: histone H3-like centromeric protein cnp1
Exons: 6
Coding region: 76-549 (157 amino acids)
Cellular component (GO): nucleosome
Molecular function (GO): protein heterodimerization activity; structural constituent of chromatin; DNA binding
Source: RefSeq, a predicted model, not a curated record
ACCCUCAAAAAAAUUAGAGGGAAAAAGAAAAGAGAGAGUCUCUCUCUCUCGAUCGAGCUUUGAGCUCACUCAGCAAUGGCGAGGGUUAAGCAGAAAGUUCAGCCAUCCAAGAGACGCCUCGAUUUAGACGGCGCUGAUGCAGUUCCCACAACCGCUCAGCUGAACACCGCAGCGUCGAAUCCUCGCUCGGCGAAAUCGAGACCAGCUCCUAGGUCUAAAGGAGGACCGAGGGCUGGAGAGAAGAGGAAGUUUAGGUACAGGCCGGGGACGGUGGCGCUUCGAGAGAUUCGGAAGUUGCAGAAGUCUGUGGAUUUGCUCAUACCGUCCGCCCCCUUCAUCAGACUAGUGAGAGAGGAGACGGCGUUUGCCUCUUCGACAGUUAAUCGGUGGACUGCCGAGGCUUUAGUGGCCAUUCAAGAGGCAGCUGAAAUGUUUUUGGUCAACCUGUUUGAAGAUGGGUACAUGUGUGCAUUGCACGCAAAACGUGUUACACUUAUGCGAAAGGACAUACAGUUAGCAAGGCGAAUUGGUGGGUCUCGACAUUUGUGAUGAGCCAAAAGAAGACAUUCCUGAAUAUCAGAUUGCUGUGUCAUAGCGGCCGCCUUUUACAACUAACUGAUUUAGUGCAUACCAUCUAUUUUACCCUUUUGUCAUUCCUCUUGUCUUGGUGUACUUGGGAUGAUUGAAAAGCACAAUUCCUAACAACCAGAUAGCUUGCUAGUCUUGUGUAUGUGUGCCUGAAAGGAUGUAUUUAUUUGUGUUUUAAGCACAUCAUGAGAUACCGAGACGCUAAUUCCUUCAUUUAUGAAAAAUGUGGACACUUUGUCGUCAAGAGGUGCAAGAUUCUUCA